GAGCGUCCCUAUCGGUGUUCUGUCUGUGCGAAAACCUUCUCCCAACCGGCCGUAUACAACGAGCACGUCAAGCGCCACACGGGUGAGCGGCCAUACAUUUGCGGUGUAUGCACCAAGGGGUUUCCGCGUGCAGCUCGACUGGCUGUGCACAUGCGAGUACACACGGGUGAACGUCCGUACGCAUGCACAUCUUGCGAGCGACGAUUCAGCCAGCCGCAUCAUUUGGCUGCACAUCUGUGAGUUCGCACGGUUGUCCCCGCGUUCAUCCUCCCCACCCCCGUGCUUGUUUCCCCGGCAGCUCCCUUCAUCAGACACGUGUGGAAACAAACGAGCUCUGCUAAUCUUUGCCCGAUUGAUCGCUCCCGUACAUGCGCACCACUGUCGUUUUUCCCCACUAUUUUUGCCUACAUGUCCCGUUUCCGAACCCGGUUCUCGCUUAUCAAUGUGUUUGGUUUUUCCCACUCCAUAUCGGUCACUGUCGUCUCACGGGAGCAUUUUGCUCUAA
Messenger RNA from Echinostoma caproni, 505 nucleotides. Lineage: Eukaryota; Metazoa; Platyhelminthes; Trematoda; Plagiorchiida; Echinostomatidae. The record is from the annotation of a GenBank genome assembly.